Miscanthus lutarioriparius is the source of this 1269-nucleotide messenger RNA. The record is from the annotation of a GenBank genome assembly. Lineage: Eukaryota; Viridiplantae; Streptophyta; Magnoliopsida; Poales; Poaceae.
AUGCGACCGCCCUCGCUGCUCUCCCUCACCCUCGACUCCGCGCUCCUCCGCAUCGCCCACAUCGCCGACCUCUCCCACCUCCCCGACCACCUCGUCAUCGACCUCUUCCGUAGAACCCUCAGUGCUGGUAAGCUGACAGAGAAAGUUCUCAAGUUGUUUCUAGCAACCGGCUGUGAGGAGAUCAUCUUGGCUGUUCAGUUGCUCAACAUUAAGCAGCCACUCGUACCAGUCCUUCCCACAAAUAGUGAGGUUGACAUUGUGAUUGCGGCACUCCAGCCCAACCUGACCACUUUCUUUGAGGCAUGGCGGCCAUUUUUCUCUCGUUUCCACAUCAUUGUUAUCAAAGAUCCAGACAUGACAGAGGAUCUUCAAAUCCCUACAGGUUUUGAUCUCAAGGUUUACACCAAGUCAGAUAUUAAUGGGGUGCUUGGUGCCUCAUCCAUAAACUUCUCUGGUCACUCAUGCCGUUACUUUGGGUAUCUUGUCUCACGCAAGAAGUAUGUGAUUUCAAUUGAUGACAAUUGCCUCCCAGCGAAGGACACUGCUGGGUCGACUGUUGAUGUUGUUGCACAGCACAUGGCCAAUCUGAAAACACCUGCUACACCUUUCUUUUUCAACACACUCUAUGAUCCAUACAGGAAAGGUGCUGACUUUGUCCGUGGUUACCCAUUCAGCCUGCGUGAGGGGGUUGAGUGCAUGCUCUCAUGUGGUUUGUGGAUGCAUAAUGCUGACUACGACCCAAUGACUCAUGUUGUGAAGAGAAAUCAACGAAACACAACCUAUGUGGAUGCUGUGAUGACAGUUCCGCUUGGUGCGAUGCUGCCUGUGAGUGGGAUAAAUGUUGCAUUCAACCGUGAUGUGCUGGGGCCUGCUAUGUUCCCAGGCCUGCGUCUCCGAAAUGAAGGGAAGCACAGAUGGGAUACCCUUGAAGACAUAUGGAAUGGCUUAUGUGCUAAAGUAGUUUGCGACAGCUUGGGGUAUGGUGUGAAGACUGGACUGCCUUAUGUGAUGAGAAGUGAUGCAGAAGCAGGUAAAGCUCUGGAGAGCUUGAAAGAUUGGGAAGGCGUAAAAAUCAUGGAUGAUGUUCUUCCAUUCUUCCAGUCGCUCAAGCUAUCGAGGACUGCAGUUACGGUUGACGAUUGUGUUAAGGAGCUAGCUGGAAUUGUCCGUGAGAAGCUAGGACCCAAGAAUGCAAUCUUCACCGAAGCAGCCGAUGCCAUGGUGGAAUGGAACAACCUCUGGAAAGCACAUGGAGCUCAGAAUGCAUAG